AUGACCACCGAUCCAGCCGCCCUCUCCUGGCUCCGCCCCCCGUCUAGUGAUCCGGAGGACCCAGACUCGACCUCUCCGUACCAUCCCGCCAGUAACGCAACAUCCAUGACUCCCUCAGAAGUCCGCUUCUCACUCCGAGGCACCAUCCUGGGACCAACAACGUCCUUGGCCCUCCCCACCACGCUUGGUCUGCACCACCACGGCGACGACCCCCAGGCUGCCGGAUAUACUAUUCCCGAGCUGGCGAUCCUCUCGCGCUCAACAUUCGCGGCUCAGCGCUGCAUCGCCUGGCAGGUUCUCGGCCGAAUCUUGUUCCGACUUGGUAAGGGCGAGUUCGGAGAACGCGGAGGCCAAUUAUCCGAAGGAUUGUGGUUCGUCAUUGAGAAAGAAGGGGUCGUGGGUGGCAUGUUGGCCGAGGCCGAAGGCGUCAGUGGCCAGGAGAGGGUGCGUGGAGGCAAGAAAGAUGAGACGAGCAAGGAGGGAGACCAGGAAAGCUCAGAUGGUCGUCCAUCGUUGCCGGUUGCGUCAGGAAUCGGGCGCCAUGCUAGUGCUGCGGCUUGGGCAAUGGAAGGUGUUUGGCUGUGGCAGAAAGGUGGUGGAGGGGAUCGAGGACUGUUGAAACCGGGUCAGACGCGGCCGCGGUAG
Messenger RNA from Penicillium oxalicum, 645 nucleotides. RefSeq names its product RPAP1 domain-containing protein. The record is from RefSeq and is a predicted model, not a curated record. NCBI's taxonomy places the organism in Eukaryota, Fungi, Ascomycota, Eurotiomycetes, Eurotiales, Aspergillaceae. The coding region runs from base 1 to 645 and encodes 214 amino acids. Gene Ontology annotation, biological process: transcription by RNA polymerase II. Gene Ontology annotation, cellular component: nucleus. The transcript has a single exon.